GUGUCUUUCCCCCGUCGUGACGUAAAUGUUUCGGUUUUGGAUGACAAAAAAUCCCCUCUAGGGAAAAAACCCUGAACAGAUUGCCUUUAUCCUGAGGCGAAUAUAUUUUUUAUUCAGACCGACUUCAAGACACCAGUGUAAGCGGACGAGAAGCUGGAGGAUGGCGCGACACUCUCAUCGACAAGGGGGUACGUUCAAAUUUUAGGUAGAAGACGAGAUUUAACCAUUACUUUUCUUUCAUGUCUUUCUCAGUAUAUCGUUUACCAGUGUGCGAAAAUAUAAAGUGCCUUGUUAAAGUGUAUGUACCAAGCAAUGUUAUCUUGUAAUUUAUGUAGAAGCGUUUAUUAGGUCCAUGAACGUCCGCAGCGACCAACUUCAAAGGGACUUCAGAAAUGGACGUCCUCACUGACAAUGCAAGGCACUGUUUGCAUUAAAGCAUCUAAAAGCCUUAGAGCAGACUUUUCUGGUGCAUAAUCCUUCUUCAUUGUACGAAAAACCCAGAUAGCACGUAAACCAUAUCGGGUAGGAAAGGGCUUUUGUUCACGUGGUGAUUUCUGAUUGGUUUUUUGUUCGCUAAGAAGCGGAGCUGCGCCUCGCCGAUCUUGAAAGUGGAUCGUCGCCAAUAGGUUUCUGUGCCAUCCUUCAUGGCAGUGUGAACAGGUGUUUAUAGAGUCGUUACACCAGGGACAAGUAUUUUCUGUAAAUUUUAUGACCACAUACGGAUAAACUAUCUGGUAUGUUGUAGACACAACCUAACUUUAAGUUAUUUAAGGUCUUUUGAAAGUUGUAAAUAUUUAUGAAUGAACCUCUACUUUUACCACAGGUUAUAAUCCAUAUGAGGAUGAACAGCACAGAAUGGAAGUGGACCAAAGUGGCCAUUUUGGGUAUCCGCCAUACGCCAGCUAUCAUCCUGAUCCUAGAGCACAAGCCCUAGCACAACAACAACAGCAACGCUCAUUGCAAAGUAAACCAAAUAAUGAAGAAUUGUGCAAUUAAUAUACAUUUCUGUACUUUUGUGGCCAAAACUCACAAAAUAAUUUUAUGAUUUGACCUCAGUCAAAAGUUUUUUUUGUGAAAAAAAAAAAAAAAAAUGCUGCAAAAAUGCCAGUCACGCGUACGUGAUUCUCCGCCUUUCUCCCCCGGGGGAGGGGGGGUACUGCCAUAUGUGGGCUAUAUAGGUAUGUGCCGCUGUGAAGGGUAUGGUUUUCAAGCAGUUUACUUUAGGAUAGGGUGUAUAAAUCAGAGCGUUUGGGUCUAAAAUAGGGUAUCAUUUUUCAGGAAACUGAUCAGUUGGUUGAAGAUUUUAUCUAGACUAGGGAUUGUGGUAUAAAGUUUUGUUUUGGCUAGACUGUGCUAGUGACCUCAGUAGUUUCUGGAAAACAGCUACUCUAGGAUAGGGAGGAUUUGGGGAGUUUUCUCUAGUAUAGGGUAGCAAAAUUCAGAUGAACUAGCUCUGGUAUAGGUUAAGGGUUCCAGGGUCCCAGCGGCACAUCCCCACCCAGAAAUUCCUAAAGUCCCCCCCCCCCGGGCUUUCUCCUUCUUUUGCUACGUUGUAUGCUCUGUGAAUUAUGCAGUUUCAUUCGAACUAAGUUAUGUGGGAUUCUGCAAUUAACUUGAAAUGACCUAAUUUUAAGUUUACUUGAGAACCAUCCUCGGAGACCCAGGGGCAGAUAGUGGGGGCGAGGGAAAGUCUAAACAGGCGAAAAAAUAUGGCACAAAAGAACAGUAAAGAACGGCCAGAAGAGCCCCUGGGGACAAUGUCUUACCAGACCAGUUCCAAACGGUCGACGCCAUUCUGGCUUCUGAUUGGUGCCAGACAACUUGUGUUUUUCUGCCCAAUCAGAAGCCAGAAUGGCGUCGACCGUUUGGAACUGGUCUGGUAAGACAUUGUCCCCAGGGGCUCUUCUGGCCGUUCUUUACUGUUCUUUUGUGCCAUAUUUUUUCGCCUGUUUAGACUUUCCCUCGCCCCCACUAUCUGCCCCUGGGUCUCCGAGGAUGCUUGAGAAGAAGAACGGUAAGGCGGUAAAUUCCACCAUCUCUGUCUGAAUUCUGGCGCGGCCCCCUCGCGAAAUAAAGGGUGCGAAGUCUAUUUUUCUGCGACGUUUUCAUGGACAUCGCCUAUAUUUUUCUUCAUUUUAAAAUGUUACCCUUUCUUUCGCGUUAAUUUCCUUUAUCCACUAAAUUCGCGUUAAUUUUAGUCGCGUUCAUUUUCAUGCCUUAAUUUCAUGGAGCGUUAAUCUCCUAUAAUAAGGUAGCCCAUGUAUGGGAGUACCCCCCUGGAAACGCUCCUCAGGUGUAUGCGUCUCUAUUUAAAAAUCAGAUACUCUAUUUUAUAGAGUAGCUAAUCGCUAACUUGUACACUUUUGAUUUCAGCUAGCGAACAGAUGCUCUACGGCAUUUACGAAAACACAAUGGGCGUGAUAGAAGAACUGGAAGCAUUCGAAGAACAAAGCCACGGCAAAGUUCUUCCCAAGUCGGGAUUAUUGGAUCAUCUUCCUGCGUUUAAUAAACACAAGGGCUCACAAAGACCAAAGAGAACCCUACAUGAUGUGAGUGAUCGACAACCUUAUAGAUUUAAGCAAUAGAAAACGUUUUCCGUGUUUGCAUAGCCUGGUAUAAACACGAGAGGGGUUGGGAGAAUUUGGGACAGUUAUGCAAAACCGAGACGAAGUCGAGGGUUUUCAUAACUGUCGAGAACUCUGCCAACCACUCGAGUGUUUAUAUCACGCUAUGCAAACACCGAAAAAAAGUUUUAUAUUGCUUUUAUAAAAUAACUUUCCUGAGAAAAAACGCAAAACUCUUUGUUAUGGCACUGAUUAAAAGAGAAAUUCUUACCAGUCGCAAAGUCUUGUACACGAAGUCUUGCACGCGUAAUCAGUUCUUGUUUUGCAAAAAGAUGCUUUCCAAAAUACGGAUUUUUCUCGCUUAAAAUGCCAGCUUAAGCGAAAAAAAGUUGACACAUCUUGUCUGUAAAGAUUUUCCAAGUUUCAGCCGAGGAAGGAAUGAGUAAUUCGGUAAUCUUAUCGAGUUUUGAUCACUAAAACGUUUUCAAAUUCGUGCUUGCGUGAUUAGCGCGCGAAAAGCAAAACAUCUCACGUCACAACCAUGUUUUACAUACUCUCAUGCAAACACUCCUCUCGGCCAAUCAGAGCGCGCGUACCAGUAGCCUUAGAAAGCAGCCAACAUUUCGCGAUGCCAGUACUGGUUUUCCCGGGAAAUGAGAAACGAGCAGAGAAAUUCCAUAGUGAUGACGCGUCACUACCCAGAUCUGGGUAGUUCCUCUGAUUGGUAGUGCCGCGAGGGAAAUUUGCAUCAACCAAUCAGAAGCACGGCGUCAUCAGUAUUAAAAAUUCUCCUCUCGUUCCUCAAACGUCAUUUCGCGGGGAAAACAAUGGUGGCGAUGGACUUGGUGAAGGUCUGGCUGUUCACUUGUUUCUAGUGUGCCUCUGAUGUCAAAUUUAUCCUAAAAUUCGUUUUUGACUGAUUUCUGCCAGGUUCAAGCCGUAAUCGAAGCUGAACUCGUCAGCCUGGAAGCGCAGAUGAUGUUUGCUCCAAGUGAGGCUAAAGAGAGUGCCAAAAGUGCCAUGAUACAGAGGACACUAAUGUGGGUGGCUGCUCGAGAAGAGACAGGAGUCCCCAAAGGACUCGUUGAUGAAUAUGUGAAAAAUGUUCUUCAUGUUCUCAAUGGAAAGCCCAUGAUGCUACCGCCAAGGAAGAAAGGACCUCCGUAAGUUUUUGACACUGAGUUCUGAUCGCUAAAACUAAAUUUACCCCCAGGGGAUACCCCAUAAAAGCCUAUACGGGGAGGCUUCACCCGAAAGGGGCACCUUUUUCAGAUUUCAGCUAUAUGAAAGGGUAGAAAUGCCAUUUCUGUCAGAAAAAAGGCCCAAAAGGACUAACACAUGCAUUUUAUGGCUGUGAAAAAGUCGAGAAAACUUCCAGCGUUUUCUUGAUUUAUUCAUGUUUAAAAGAAAGUGCAUUAAAUUUUACAGUAGUUUAAAGGGAUACAAAGUUCUGCAGUAGGUAUGUGAAAGACGUACGUACCAUUUGUCAAUAGAAGGUAAACGAAAGGGAACCCUUUUCUGUCCAAAAGGGUAUCAUGUAAAAGAAUAAGGGGUUGGACCUUCGGGGCGGAGCCUCCACGUAUGAAACCCUGUUGAGCACCCUAGCUCCUCGGGACUUUUACCGUGAAUAAAUAUAUAUAUCCGGUCUAUAAAGCAAACAUUUACAUUAGUCCUUAUUCGUCCGUAGUUUGGAUGCGCAAACGGCAAACGAUAUGAUGUACAGAAUAGGACAGGCCAGACAUCAAGGGGACUUGCUGGACAAGGAGUUCCGUAAUAACCCUGAAAAGAGAGCUGCUCUGCGAGAGUUCAAGCAUGUUGGAAGGGAUGGACGUAACGGUACGUAAGCGAGUCUCCGAUACAGUCCGAUGACUCGAGUAAUUAUGAUUAAAUUUCGACUCUGCUCGCUAUCACACCUCCAGUCGGUUAGUGGUUAGUGCAUCCGAACUAGAGCUCGGAGGGUUGCGCGUUUGAAUCUCACUUGGAGCUCAGAAUUUUUUCUGAGCUGUCUGGUGCUAAAUUUCUACCUCUUCUAGAAUUAAUUACACCGUACGCAAUCCGGCUUUAAUACUACCGAUCGGUGUGGUGAUAAGGGACGCCUUUUUUACGGGCCAGUGUUAGGUCCUGAUUAAAUCGGAUAACGAAGCUAUCUCAUUUGGUGCAAAAGUUGUGAGAAACUUAGUAACAACAACAACAACUUUAUUUUAAGACAAUUCAGUAGAAUAUAACCCUAUCCUUCUGGACAAUUGCAAUCGAAGUACCACUAGCCGUAAACAGGUGCUGAGGACAUACAAACACCAAAAUGAAAGCAACGUAAAUGAGCAAACUUGCUCAGUGUCUGACCUGACCUGUUCAAAUGCGCGCACCACACUCAAAUUAUCUUAACGCUAUCUUAGUGUUACGUUAGUGACAGCUUACUGUGACAGCGCGAUGGGUUAAAUAACAGCGCAAUAGAUUUAAAGUGGGAGUUUCAACAUUCCUCCACUCGCCUCCUCUCCAAACAAUGUGACCUUUGUUUGUCUUGUGUCAUUCCUUGUGUCAGUCUUGGCUCUGCCUUCCCUAGCGUGUACUGCCACGUCAUAAGAAGGUAAUGUGCAUAAGUUUUAUGUGCUGGAAAACGUGCUUAUUAGCUGAAAAUACUACUAAUUCACCAUUUUUUCAUAAUGCACCUUGUUUACCCCCCCAAAAAAAAAAAAUACGUAACUAGUGUCUUCGAUUUCUCUUGGGACGACUGUAUUAUGCGGGAGAAAUUGGAAACAAUGGUUAUGCAAAAUUUUUGGAGGGUAAACAGGGUGCGUUAUGGUCUAUGUGAAAAUGGUGAAUUUUAGUGCUCCGCAACCUCGUCCCAAGGGUUAGAAAGAGAGGAUGCUGGGAACGAGGUUGAUAGUCUGAUGCUUGACGAUGCGUGACUUGAUGUCAAUAAUGAGAGAAUAGGCUAUAAAGCCUGAGUGUAGUCUCCUACGCAACCGUAUGGGGAGGAGCGUUGUGUGACGACACAAGAAAACGGCUGCGUAGAAUAUUACGAGGACUGAGGAGAGCCCAUCUCAAACACAUCACUUAUGAAAAGGCUGUCUUUCACGUUGCUAAAGCUAUGUUUUUCUUUCAAACGUUUGAAUAUUUUUUGGUAUUGUUUUGCAGGAAUGAGGCGUAUGAACAACCUGGAUAAUGAUUUACGUUAAGCGAUAUUAAGACCAUCAACCACGAGGAUUCGUGUUUUUUUUUCAGUGUUGUGUUAUGCAUGUUUGCUCUUAGGUGAUAUAAGUAUGGUUCGAGCACUCCAUUGUGACGACAGUCUGCGAAGACAGCGACAAAGCCCAUUCCUCGAAAGUCAUUUGUUACAGUUUUCCUACUCAUUGUUAAACUUUUGGCAGGUUUUUGCCAACGUUAGACCCCGGGGGGGGGGGGGGCAGUUUAGGAAUUUCUGGGUGGGGAUGUGCCGCUGAGACCCUGGAAUCCUUGACCUAUACCAGAGCUAGUUCAGCUGAAUUUUGCUACCCUAUACUAGAGUAAACUCCCAAAAUCACCCUAUCCUAGAGUAGCUGUUUCCCCAGUCUAGAUAAAAUCUUCAACCAACUGAUCAGUUUUCUGAAAAAUGAUACCCUAUUCUAGACCCAAACGCUCUGAUUUAUAUACCCUAUCCUAGAGUAAACUGCUUGAAAACCAUACCCUUCACAGCGGCACAUACCCAUAUAGCCCAUAUAUGGCAGUACCCCCCCCCCCCGGGCGUUAGGCGUUCUUUCAACCUCUUCCUCAGGGUCUUUUCGUUUUUAUGGCUGAGGCAGAAACGCUAUAUUGGAAAACGACAAGACCCUGGAGCAAGGUUGGUCCAAGCAUGACUCUGCUUGGCGGCAUACCAAUAAAAACAGCAGUAAUUCUCGACUUUUCUAUACGAAAAUGGGCUUUUGUUUAGUGCCGAGCAAAAUUGUCGGUCCUUCGUAACUUGAAUGAAGACCUUAUUUGAUUACAUUUCAGAGACGAGGAAGGCGGUUUUGUAAACAAAGAUGUCAAAAACUUGUCAAACAAUUUGUCGCACUCGCAAAGGUAUAGCGCACGGUGAUUAUACUCGAUGAGAUUUCUCUCGACUUAGCUCGUUUGUGACAACUUCUUUGCUGUAGGAUCCGUGUUCUGUAGUUAUAACAUUAAAGCAUUGUCAGUAGACAGUUUAAGGUAUUAAACUUAUUUGUUUGGAUAAACCAGAAUGUCUAGAAUUUAUACAUUGCUUUUUAAAUUAGCAAGUCCAGUAUCUCUCAAUGUGUUAGUUAAAAGAUACAUUUAAAUCAACAAUAAAACAGUCAAAGAUUUUAACAGAGUGCGUUUCAAUGUUUGUCAGCAUUUUUUAAAGCCUUGAUCAUGGAAAUGUACUGUAUACCCCCCCCUACCCCCAAUAUUGACAGCUUAGUUGUUGAGCAUAGCGACCCGUGAAACCUCAGUGGUUUCUUAAAGGACAUCAAUAAACGUGGCGUUUUCUUAAGGGUGCUGUAAUGCAAGGGGUUAACUUGUCUGACUGCUCUUAUCCUCCAACAGAGACUAUGUGGGCCGGAUUCACGCAUUGAUCAGUUUUCCCAUCAGGGUGCUUAACAUUCAUUAAAAAUGGUUGGGAAGACCACUCUGGGAAUUUCACUAUUAAGCAGAACUGUCAAGCCAGUCUAUUCCUAAAAGUUAUGCACGGUAGAAGCACUACCAUUCUGAAGCGCUACCCAGAUCCGGGUAGUGACGCGUCAUCAGUGUGGAAUUUCUGCGGUCUUUUCUCAGACGUCAUUUGAGGGGAAGCCAGUGAUAGCGUCGCCAAAUGUCGGCUGUUUUCUCAGGGUACUGGAUCGAAAGCCUCUUUUGAAUCUCAGAAAAAAACACUUUGAGUUGCCCGCCGCUACACUUCAAACAGCAUUCCCGAGGACCCAAAAUUUGAUCUUCUUCCUUGGGAAGCUGUGCAUGCCCCUAGACCCCCAGGGCGCUCAGCCCAAAAUUCCGGAAAUUUCGGUUAGAAAUCAAAUGGAACAGACUAUUUCGAUUCGGUCCGACCGGUAUAUUUGGGACUACCGUUCAAGGUGGUCCACCUUGACCGGUCAGGUUACCUCUGUCGGUCGGACCGAAAUGUCCCUUUCCAUUUGUCAAAAUUGUUGUCCCCAGUACCGCUCUUUUGUAUCCUGCUUACAAGAGCAAUAACCAAACUCGCGGUGGCUUGGGUCGGGUAUGUGCGACCGGAAUGUACCGUUGCAAUGGUCAUGUAGAUUUUCCGAAAUUUCAAAUCGGAGUGUUUGUCAAAUGGAAAGCGCCCCCAAUCUGCUCAAAAUGGAUUGUGAAGUUUUUUCACUCCUCGCGAAUAACGAAUAUGAUAUGAUUCUGAUCUAUAUCACUGAAAGACGUAUAUACCUGUAAAAUAAGUUCGUCCCAUGUUUUUUUGCUUGUGGAAUCUGGAAUCCUUAGACUGUUCACAGUCCCCUAUUUUUUCGUGAGAUCGUUUAGAUAUACCACGUCUUACCGUCACGGGUAUCUUGAUUUUCAAAGGUACCGAAGGGGCGGGCGUCGGAGAUUAUAGCUCUGAGGGGGGGGGGGAGGGGCGAGAAAAAUAGAGGGACUGUAAUAACAUAACUGCAGCUCGCGUUCACUGAGCGCGUUGUACCAGCAACGCAUGCGUUUGAUUGGUCAUUAUACAAUAGAUGUUAAUUUGCGUUGACAACGGGUUUAAUCUAAGUUGCCGACAUUGACAAGUCGUUGACAGGUCGACGUUUCCAUAAAAUGUACGCUUUCAUACCAUAAGGCACAUCUUGCGCAAACACGCGAAGGAUUUUUUGUAUUUUGAUUAGGAAAAUGUUUUCUUGUGCAUGUUUGCCGAUUUUAUUUCGAGGAAUGGCCCAGAAACAGUAUAGAAUCACUGUUUCGAAAAAACACGCGCGUAAUCGAUGCUAAAUGUGUCUGGCAUGUUUUUCAUCACCAGCGGACUUUCUUAAUUAAUGAAUGGUAAAAGGCGUGAAAUUCCUCUCACGCCUCCUGAACGCGAGCUGCAGUGAUGUUAUUACAGUCCCUCUAUUUUUCUCGCUUCCUCCCAAACCGCCCCCGCCCCCUGAGUAGUUUUGACACUCAUGCAAGAUGGCAGCCCGUCACGCAAAGCGCUCGAUCUCGACGUUCUUACGGAAAAAUGGAGGACUGUGAACAGUCUAGGAAUCCUGAGCUUUGGAAUGUGGAAUACAGCCCAAAUGAAAUAAUCCAGAUCCCACUAAGGAUUGGGAUCCCCAAUCUAAGCCAGUCAACUGAGAAAUGAAUCCGAACUGAGUACAGUACUUGGAUUGCGCAAUCUCCAUGUGGAUCCAGAAUCCAAGGGCGCGAUCCUUUCAACCAAAAUUCCAACCGGUCCGACCGGGAAAAGUGGUCCACCUUAAAAGGUGGACCCGUUUUUUCGAAACUUUUCCGGUUGGACCAAACCGAUCCAUUGAGUUUUGGACCGAAAUUUCCGGAAAUUUUGGUUGAAUGGAUCGCGCCCUUUACCUUGGAUUCCCUUACAUGGGGCGAUAAUAUCGUACCCAGAUUUCACUCUGUCUUACGCUGAAAAGUGAGAUCUCCCUUUCCUUUGGCCGUGCAAGAACUGGGUACGAGAUUAAUGGGGCGAUAGAAUCAUUGGCCUUUUUUAUGAGAGGACGCAUUAUCCGUCCAUGGCCGUUUUUAUACUACAUACAGUCGCAUUAUCCGUCUGGACGAACUUGGACAAACCUUCGUCUGGUUAUGUGACGGGCACAAGACGCAUUAUGCAUGCGUCUGGACGAAUUACGCCCUGAACGACGCGCUAGCGAUGGUUCGUCUGGUUAUGCCAGAUGAACCACAAACGGUUUGCCCAAGUUCGUCUAGACGGAUAAUGUGUCCUUACUAUAAAAAGGCCAUUUAAUCCUCCAGGCAGGCCAAGGAACCGAUUUCAAAGACCUUUGAGAGCUGACAUUAGAUGUCAGAAUCAAAAGCCUUGGCCAGAAGCCAGAGGCCGAUUAGAGCCAUGGUGGAUGCCCUAUGUUCAUGAUUUCGUCCGCUCUCUUUAACUUUGAGUGAAUUUUUUUUUGCUCGUGAAUGAGCUUAACCAGGAGUCCUAAUAUUUUUACAAGACUACAGGUCACUACAAGAUGAUCACAUAUCAAGAGACCAGGGAGAGACUUGGCGCCGCAGGUAGGCAUUUGCCGAUUGUGCUAGUAAAAGUGGCAUAUUAUGCUAGUGGAAGUGCUCGUUUUUUGCCCAAAUUAUGCUCAAAUUAUGCUCGCUUUUCAAAAUUAUGCUACUUUUUUAAAAAAUUAUUCUGUGCACAAACUUCACAACUCACAAGACAAGUUUGAAAAUGUAUUUUAUUAACCCUGGCCAGACGUUCUGGGCCCGGUUGUUCAAAACCUGGGUAACUUUAUCCGGUGGUUGGGCCUAUACGGCGAAUAAAUCUGCUAUCCAGCGGAUAGUUAUCCAGCGAACAAAAGUAGGUUGCACAAAGCCUGGAUAGUGUGGUGGAUAACUAUCCGCGGAUAGCUUGAAAAUGGCGGCCGCCAUUUUGAAACGAGCACUGGGAGAAAGACUAAGGAGUCUGGGACCGAGACACAGACUUCCGGUUCCGUUUCAUCGAACUCCCGCGGUAUCUCAACACAAGUAAAAAAAAAUCGAAAAAUAGGAGUGGAAGCAACUGUUAAUAGUAAUCUAUCGUUUUUAGUAGCUGAGAUCUUCGUUUUCUUGAAUUAUUCUAAAAUUGUGCUAUUAAGACAAGAAAAUAUACGGAUUAUGCUAGCAGUGCUACUUUUGGAAAAAGGGCAAAAAUUAUGCUCAAUUCCUCAGAUUAUGCCAAAAAUUAUGCUAGCACAAUCGGCAAGAGCCUAGCCGCAGGCCGCCGCAGAUUUGCGCGGAAUCCUGCGGUGUGCAAGGUGUUGUGGGAAGGUGGCACGUUGUGAGUAACAAGGCAUUCUGGGAUAUCUUUCUUUGGUGCGGUGAAGACGCCUUGUUUUUUUCGUUCCUCAGCCUGUGAAAACGCGAAAAUUAGAGUGAGCGGACGAAAUCAUGAGCUCUACAUGAAGUUUUUGGAAAAAUAAUGAUGGAGGAACCUGAAAGGUACAGACGCUUUAUCUUAUCUUAUCUGCAGGAGUACAGGCAGCAACGUUUCUUGCGCAUGUAUCGCUCAUGCAUGGUCUUCGUUCCUUGGAUAUGUUUAUGGGCUUUUAUAUAUGGUUGACUUCUCUUUAACAGUUUGUUGUAGUGUAACAUAAUUUUUCAAAGACAUGUCUUCUUUCUUUAGAUCAUCCGAAAAUUCAACUGUGGACGCAAAACAGAUCGGGUGCAGUUUUGCAAAGUCGUGGACAGCGACAUCUAACGAUAAAGUGAGUGCUUUGUAAUGUUACAAAAUAACUUAGUGUUUGCCUUUUUGCCUGAUGGCUAAGUUUAGUGCAUUAAUAAUCAGACGUAUUGUGUUUCAAAUAAAUUUGGUUGGUUGUACGUGUGUUGAAAUAUUCUACAUGGAUAUUUUGGAUAUUAUGUCUGACAUAUAUACGCGCCGCUCAAUUCCCCCCGGGCAACCUCCGUGACAUUUGACCAUUAUUUUGAGACAGGCUUCUUGACCGUCAAAUACCCUUCACAAGGAAGAAAUGUUUAAAUUGUGAAUUUUGGUGACAUUCUGCUUUUUUGCAAGUCUAUAAACCAUUUCAAUUUCAUUUGAGAAAUCUCAAAACAUUUGAACAGAUUGUUUUCAUGCUACACUAUUUGAAUGCUCUAUCCACUAUUUGUUAACAAGAACUUGACUGUUAAAUGGUAAAGCAUUAGUGUAUUAAAUCCGUUUGAUCUCACCUCACAAGAGAGGCCUUGGAUUGCACUAGCCUGAGUAAACAGUUGACAUUUUGCGACGCCACAACUGGUUUCCCCGCAAAAUCAUGUCUGAGAAACAGGCAAAGAAAUUCCAUACUGAUAACAUGUCACUAUUCAGAUCAGGGUAGCACUUGCUGAUUGGUCAUACCGUGUGGGAAAUUUGCUCCAAACAACAGAAGCAGUACCCAGAUUCUGUGCUUGUUACUCAUACAUCAUUUCAUAGGGGAACCAGUGGUAGCCUGAAAUUCAUCCGAUUGCUUCGAGUCGUUUUCUCCUCUCAACAACAUCUGAAUCGACCAGCUGUUGAUGCUUUCCAGUGACGUCACUCACUACCCGAAAACCUGGGAGUGAUUUUGAUUGGUUGAUUGUCUAAACAUUCGCAUAAUUAUGUAUAAUUAUGAAAAAAUUUUAGCGGGAUUGUUGCUUGAUAUUCAGCAGAUCGCAUCCCUGGCAUUCUUUCGUUUAGUUCAAACAUUUCGAUAAGCUUAAUCUUUAUCUUAAACAGCAACAUUGCCCUUGUCUUUGAAACUGAAAUGCUAAUUUGAACUGCGAAUGAAGAAUCAUUGCGGAGAAUCGGUAGGUUUUUCAUUUAGAACCGCUUUGUGGUUUCGGCGGCCAGUGAUUUUGUUUACGCGAAGUUUUCUGAGACCAAAUGUUAUAAUUCGACCUUCUUGCUAUUUUUACCGUCAAGUGUAAUGAUUCUGUUAGCUUUUCUCUCUUGUCUCCUUGUUUUUUUUCUUCGUUAAGGACCAAAUAGCUUCUUUUGAAUUAAAGCAAAUCAUUGUGUUUUUGAACUGAGUGUUCCGUGUGUGUGUUUAUUUCAUUGCGUGAUUGCGACCGAGUUUGAUUUAAUAUAGAAUUUAGUACAAUCGGUUCAGAGUUGUACUGCAUGCAGUUGAUAGUAUGAACGUUAAACAUGAAUUACGAUUGAAAAAAAUAAAGCAAUUCUGUAUCAUGCAGACAUUUCCAAACAAUAUUUCUCAGUUUGCCUCUUGAAAAUCGUGUUUUACUUUUUGCAUGAAUUAAAGCAAAGGUCAAGGAGUGGUGACGUCACUGGACGGCAUUAACGGCCGGUCGAUUCAGACGUUACUGAGGGAGUAAUAACGACUCGAAGUAAUCGGAUCAUAUUCAGGCUAAACCAAUGGUGGCAUUGCAAAAUGUCAGCUGUUUUCUUAGGCUAGGAUUGCACCAGUGGGCAUCAAAAGCCACUUAAAAGUUUUAGAGGAGACCCCCCCCCCCCUCAACUGGGGCAUCCACCUCCAUAGCCUCCCUGACAUCAGAUACUGACACUGAAGGCACUUGAAUCAGCUGGCUGAAUGGAUACCUCAAUUGGCUGUUUUUCUCCCUUAGCUUCAUGCCUGCUAUGCAUGUCUCAUUGUUCAGUUAGAACUAAGAUUUACAGUAACGAGCUGCAACCUGUUAGCUUUUUCAAGAAGAAAUCACAGUUUUCUCUUCAACAUUUUUUUAUAGGAUAAAUCAGAAGGAGUAACAGUAUCAGAGACCUUUCACAAUUAUUCUAACAUGUAAGUUUGGAUCAGUAUAUCCUGUAGGUCAAAAUGAAAGUAAUGUUAGAGUUUGAUUCUCAGUUUCCAUUGUUUUGUAACCCUAAUACUGUUGAACCUCCAUGUGUGACCACCUCUCAUAAGACCACCUCCCAUAAGCAAUCGCCAGUCCAAAACACCACAAUUUUCCCAGUCAAAGCCUUACAGUUGGAACCUCUAGUAAAUGACCACCUCCUGUAAGCGACCACGACCAGCUUUUGGGCCUUAUGGUUAAUAUUGUCCAUUGUUUUUUAACUCUUGUAAACGACCACUUGACACAUUCUCUGAUCUCUAUUUUCGCUGUGUGCACUAUGUUACUUAGAAUAUACAAAGAACUUUAGUAACAACAUAGAACUACACUUAUCCUAACUUAAACAUUGCAUGCAAUAAAUUAUCUUUCAUAAAGUAGAUGUGCUUGGACCUCUUCUCGGAAGAGACCCAUUUGAUUCUUGUAAACGACCACCUCCUGCAAGCAACCACGCAGUCUUUGCAUUUUGGGUGGUCGCUUACGGGAAGUUCGACUGUAAUUUAUUAUCAAGUUUUCCUGAUCAUGAAUAAUUAAGGCCAGGACACAAAGGAAAUUGAGAAUCAGUCUAGGUUGUUGAGUUUAUUAAAUAAUGCUCAUUAAAUUAUUGAUUUCAUAUCAUGUACAAUGUGAGUCAAUCACACAUGCACUUGUUUGCGACUUUUUGAUAGCUUCAGAUGUACAGAAUUUUAUACCACUAUAUUUUUUUAAAUGCAUAUUUUUUACUUAAUAUUUCCAUAAAGAGUUGCAAAUGUAAUGAUCUUAAAUGAUAAUUUAAUAGCUUAUAUAGGGCUAUUUACAUAAUUAUGCUGAUCAAUAGCACUUAACAAAAUAAAAAUAUAUAUAUUAAAAACAUUAUUAAAUAGGAAGUAAUUUUUAAAAUGCAGACCUAAACAAAAACAUCUUAAGUUUGUUUUUAUGAACAGCAAGUGUUGUGACAUUACGAAAGUUCACCAGUAGGCUGUUCCAUGAAGCCAGUGUGGCAAAAGUAAAAAUACCUGCCACCGAGUAUAGGGCGCAUUAUCUCCUGUGGAACUUUUAAUAAUAGGCUUUUGUUCUAGCAUAAUGCGUAUGAACUCUUGUGCUUCACUUGUAUCAAAUCACUAAGAUAGGAUGGCGCCAGUCCAUAAAUUGAUAAGAAUAAUUAUUAGAAUCUUAAAAUUGAUGAGAAUUAGAAUCUUAAAAAAAGUAAGAAUUAGAAUCUUAAACUUGAUACGAUGGGUGAUGGGAAGAUAAUGUCAGAGAUACGUGUUUUUUUUUUCUUCAGAAGAACAAAAGAAAAAGAAAGUGAACCAAUUGAAUUGGAAAGUGAAGAGGUUGAAGUCAUCGCUGUGGUGGAUCAGUCAUCAGACCUGGAAGAUGAAACAAGUGAUUGGAAGAAUUCUACAUGUACAGACAGACCACAAGGUACUGAACCUGUACAAAGUUCUCCAACACAGGGGCCCAUGCUUUUGAAUCUUGAUUCCCCUGAAAAUGUGACUCAAGGACCAUUUGUGCCCCCACAUGUUUCAUCUGGUGGAACUCAACCUGCUCUAGUGUUUUUUUUAGGGUCACCUGGUGUGACUGCUACCGGUGAGAUUCCAGCUGUUUCUACAGCGGGUGCCUCUUCAAUGCCAUUUGCAAAUGCAUUGUUCUUUACUCAGCCUGUCACUCUAAGUGUUGUUCCUCAGGAUUCUUCAUCUUCCAGCAGUGGAGUCAUUGAAAAAGCUAUGGAACUAGCAAACUUUCAAACAAAUCCUGCACAAAGUGAAUAUCAACAAAAUUCAGCACAAGUGGUGGUUUCUACAGGUGGUUUGAUCCCAGCUAAUACCAACACUUGCACCAUGCCGCCAGGUGUGUCACAAGAUGCGCUGCCAACAGAUCAAUCAUUUGGUGCACUCACUCAAGUUUCUCAGAACAUAGUCAUAGCACAAUCUGUUGUGACAGGGGAGAAUGUACCCAUUGACAAUGUAUCUCAGUCCAUCACAGUACAGACAUCACAAGGCAUGCAGAAUCCAGGCUUAACAGACUUACAGUCCUUUGCAGGAGAAUUGCCAGCCGGAAUGUCCAGUGCAGAAGUAGCCGGUACUGUGCAGACAGACAGCUAUGAGGAACGACCUAAAAUAAAUACUACUAAGAAGAGUGUACGAAUCAGAGAGGUCAUGACGCAGACCGGGGCAGAACCUGAGAUUAUGAUUUUAGCUGAAAGAAGGCUGGACAUUGGAGAGGGUUCACCAGAGGAGCCUGUCAACAACUGGCCACAAAAGACUGUAAAGAAACCAGGUUGGUUCGAUAAAAUGCCGUUAUUAUUAUGUUAUAUUGUACUCACUAGAGCUUACAGUUAAUGAUUAAAUGAAUUUAGAGGUUAGUUUAGUUAUCUAGAUUGUACUAACAGUAACUGACUUUUCCGUAGGUUCAUGCACAAUGUUUAUGUAUGAUUUCCAAGAGCAAUGUCAAACUGUGUUCUGUUCCACGUGGUGUUUGUCAUUAUUUUCUUUGAAACAAUGUGUAAUAAAACAAUUCUAUGUUUGGUUUUUGUGAGGUCCAGAAUAACCAGAGUAAUAAUUUCAGUACAAAGUGUAUACUACCUCAUUUUGAUUAUUCUCUAUAUCACAAAAAUCUUAUACAAUAUUGUUUGUUUCACCCAUCUUCAUGUUUUAAACUCUUGUCUAGCCACUAAAGUGCACACCAAGGCACUGUUGUUAGGAAACACUACAUGUACCCCUCAAUUUACCAAAAAGUAAGCUUUUUUCGGACAGCUACUGCACGGCUGUUUCAAUUUUACAGAGUGUUUGUCCUUGUGCUCUUCUUCUUUAACACUCGUACACUGUAUUUCAUCCCUGGCCAGACUGUUGUCAGAGUGAAGUUGUUCAGUGUUUCAUCAAACAUUGUUUGACCAUUUGGUCACCCAUGUUGGAUGAUGUUCAUGCAACAUUUUUAAUUAGCUUGAUCAAAAUAAUAAUUUUAAUAAUUUUAACAUCAAAAUAAUGUUCUUUUUAAAGAGGCUGCAAAGGUCAGACGCUAUGGAUGUGACAAAUGUAAUAAAAAGUUCUUUACCAACAAUGAUCUAAGACGUCACCAAACAAGCCAUCAAGAUUCCAGGCCAUUUAUCUGCCAGGUAAUCCUUUAUUAUGGUCAUUAAACUCUAGAGGCAGUUUUUUGUCAAGUCUGUUUUACUCUGCCAGUGGUGGAUGUGGCUAAGGACCCGACUCAAGGUCUGCCCCACCUUAAAAUGAAUUUUUCAUUGUUAGUGCAAAACUGAAUGUAAAUAACAACAGCUUUCCUAGCCUGUGAACAGAUGGAAAUUAACUUCUGGUUAAGUUGGUCUGCAGAACAGUACCAAAAUCAUUCUGUGUUAAAUGUCAAUGUCAUUCUAUGUUAAAUUACAGGGAAAAGACAUCCUUGAAAAAAAGUAAUGUUUUUCGUCCUUGAUUUUUUUCCCCCGAAAUUGUAUUUGAACCAUGCAACUAGUCCAUUUCCUUCCAGUUGGGAUUCUUAACCUCAUUAUUUCCCAUUUGAAUCAUUACUAACAAUGUAAUUUUCUUUCUUUAUCCCUCAAAGAUAAUUUUAGUUUUUAUAAUCAUUAUUUGUAUCAUUAUCAUUAUUUAUUUCUUAUUCUUAUUUUUAUUACUGUUGAUGUAGGAAUGUCAAAAAGGUUUUAGAACUGCUGGGGAACUCAACAUCCAUAAGGCUAUUCAUGUGCAGGUCAAACAGUACAAGUGUGAAUACUGUGGCAAAGAGUUCCGCACUAAGGGCUGCAUCAAAUCUCACAUCAAGUACCAUAUUGGUUAGUAGUGAACUUGAAAGUCAAGCGGGGACAGUUUAAUUUUGACUUUGGUUUGUUGCAUUUGAUGUAAAUAGGAAAACACAACAGAUAAUCUUGGGAUUCCUUUGGUACUCAGUUGAGAUUCCUGUGGUACUCAAGGGUGACCUUUUGUGGUACUCAUUUCGUUGUACAUCUGCAUUUUCUGCGCCAUCUUCACUUGAAUAAUUUAUCUCGUGGGCACAAAAAUGUAAAUACAAUAAUUGACAUACGCUCUGGUUGCGUGGUGCAAUAGAUAAUGCAUUGCCCUUACAUGUCGAAGGUCUCAGGUUUGACUCCUGCCGGGUGAGACUUUUUUCUUUUUUUCGUUGUUAUUUUGUUUUGUUUUGGUUUCUUUUUUAAAAAAAACAUAUAGGAAGCAUUUUCCAGCAUCAAUUUAUUAGGAAAUAAUGCCACAUUUGACAGUGAACCAAAAAAAGCUCAACACACUUCCUUAUCUGCGAUUACUACUAGUUUAUGAAGAUGUUAUGGUUCAGUUCAGGGUUCUUUGUCAAUUUCUGUAAUAUCUAAUCAACAUUGGUCUCUUGUUGUUAUCUAGGGGACAAACGGCAUAAAUGUACAGAGUGUGACCGAGCAUUUGUCAAAAGUGCAGAUCUCAAGCGCCAUAUGGCAGGUCACAAGAAUGAAAAGAACUUUGAGUGUGAAGACUGUGGUUCUGCUUUCACGCGACGAGAUAACUUGAAAGCACACAGACUGUUGCAUUCUCGGGAAUCAGUUGUUACUUGUGAUUUGUGUUCCAAGGAGUUUAUCAAUGCAGUUUACCUAAAGCGACACAUGCACAUACACAAACAAGCCAAGAAGAAGCCUUAUGAGUAAGUUGUUGAUAAAUACAUGUACUUGUUUGUCUGAGUGUCUAAAAAACUUAAAAGAUAUAGCAGAUUAAUGUGUUGACCACAUACAUGUCAGUGUGCAAAGAGGGGCAUAUCAAGUAGCCACUUUCCUUGCUUUUCUCAAACUCAUUAACAAUUCACAAAGAAAAUACAAAGAAAAUUAAAGUUUAAUGGUAUUUGGAAAUCAGAUGAAAAAGUGCCUUAAUUUCUCCUUCUAAAAUCAUUUUAUUUGAGAAGUAAUAUCAAGCAUUCGACACAGUGUUUCAUCACCAGAUGAAACACCUCGAAGUUCGUCAAAGAUACUCUGCUGUGCUUCGUAUUUUCAGCUCUCCUCUCAAUUGUUAAAAAUAAUGAUCAUGUGUAUAGAAAUGUUGUUAGCCAAAAUGAAAUUUAGGUUAAAGUGGUUUUAACUUAUGACUCUCAAUUUCCUUUCUAGCAUUAAUAUUAUUAAUCAUGAUGAUAGGUGUAGGGCUAGGAGGGAAAGGAUAUUUUAGAGUUAACCUAAGUUAAAACCAUUUCAACCUGAAUUUCAUUUCGAUGUACAAAUUAAAUGUUAAAAGAGAUGUUAUUUUGUGCUCAUACUUUAUUUUUGUCCCCUUGAUAAGUAAGAUUCUUUAUUCUUAUUUAUGAAGUUCUUCACACCAUUCUCAAUUUGCAUAAUAUUGAUUUGUAUUCUGCAAAAGGUGAUUGCAACAGUUUUAUGAUUUGUCUCUUUGCCUUAAAUUUAAGGCUCUAUGCUUUACCAUGUUACUUUUGUGUUGGCAAAAAAACCAUGCCAGAUAGGUCUUCUGUUCACACAUAAGCAAAGCUAUUUUGGCGCAAUUUCUGUAACGAAGCGAAGCUGCACUGCACUGAUCUCGAAAAGGGAGAGCCAUUUAUUAGAUAGGUGUUCAUAAUAUGCUGCUGAUGGCUUUUGGCAGUGGUGAACAUAACCCAAGAGAAGCUGAGCUUUAAAACAAUCUGGUAUUUGAUCAGGAUUUGACACAAAUUCAGUGCCAUUUUCAUUUCUCUCCAGGUGUCAGUGGUGCCCUAAGACAUACGAACAGCUGGAAGGACUGAGACGCCACAUCCGCCAGCAUGUGGGUGAUGAAAAGUUUAUCUGUAAAGAAUGCGGAAAAAAGUUUAUAACCAACAUCCAACUCAAAAGACAUCUGUGGCUCUCUCACGACCAAGACAGUCCAUACAGAAAAUCUAUUCUAUCGUAAAUUCUAAGGUAGUACGCAAAAAAAUUUACACCCAGCGCCCAGCUGAAAAGACAUUUUGUUAUCACAUAAACAAGACAGUCCAUAUGGAAGAUCCUCCUUGUUACCAAAAAAGUUUGAGUAAAAACCAUAAAACCAUAAUAAACAGAUUCUAGAAGGACAUCUGCCGCUCUCUUGAUUGACAGGUGACACCUGUUGCUGAAUGCCUCUCCACCUGUACUGUGAACACUUUUCAUAUACCGGAAAUAAUUUUGUCAUGUUUGGGUACCACUUUUACUUGACACAUUCGCCACUUUAAAAACAAGAAGGAAACAGUCUGGGUUGAGUUAAAUCUGGGGGAGGUUAACCCUUUAAGCCCCAAUAUCCACAUACAAAUUCUCCAAACUGAUCUCCAUAGAUUUUCUUAAGAAUUACUUGAGAGAAUUUCAUAAAGGAUCAUAGCAUUUUCCCUUUGGUGAUCAUUUUAUUAAUUCUCAUAACUUUAACUCUUGACAAUGUAUGGAUAUUAUUAGGAGAAAAUUCUUUUUGAUCACUAUUGGCACUUAAAGGGUUAAGUUACUUAACAGUCCCAGAAGUCUUUGCAAAAGUUAACUCGGCCCUCUAAAGUGGUGAAUGGCAGCUUUACUUUUCUCAACACAAUGUAAGAACUGCUGUUGCACAAGUGUCCUACAAGUACCCAGCGUGCAAAGAAAGUCGUGUCCAAUAGCCUGGGGCUAGUGGAUUUUGCUAUCAGACUAGUGAAUUCUGUUUUUAACUUGCCCGAUGGGCAAGUGAUGUUUUUUGAAGAAUUUGAAUAACAGAAGAACUGUGAAAUCAAUUCUGCUCAUCAAAAAGCUUUUGGGGCUAGUUGAAAUGACGUCUGGGCAAGUAAAUGCUAGCUUCAGCUUUCCCGAAUGGCAAGCUGUAAAAAUGAUUUUCUUUGCACCCUGGUACCUCCUGUCGUGGCAUGCCCUGAGCUCGCACUCAACAAUCCAAUUUUUAUUUUUCCUUUGGUACUUAAUGUAGCAGAUAUCACAUUACUCAGGAACCAUUAGCUAUAAGCAGGUUUUAUAAACUUG
Porites lobata is the source of this 19827-nucleotide messenger RNA. NCBI's taxonomy places the organism in Eukaryota, Metazoa, Cnidaria, Anthozoa, Scleractinia, Poritidae. The record is from the annotation of a GenBank genome assembly.